UACAGCCCUAGUACGAGGAAAUGACACACUCUCCGCCUCACUGAGAGUAACCCGAGGAGAGCUCUGAUAGCGGAUGGACUUUAGAUACUUUUAUGCGGGUAGGAAGUGCGUAGGAAAUGCUUCUUUGUGCCGCUUCGUUGGUAGCAUCAGCCGAUUGUGUUGUCCCUUUAGAUCACAAUAUCUAAAGUGUGUGCAUGUGGCCUCCUCUCCUGGAGUGUGCUGGUGAGGAGUGUGUACCCGCCUCUCCUGUCAUCCAGUUGGAGCUUGCACGCAAGUGAGGAAGUUCCGAUCGAGGGAAACGCCAUUGUGACUGGGUGGCUGUUGCCAGGGUGAGUUGAGAAUUUCUCGACGUUUUGAAAGUAUCUAGUUAUGUGGUCUUGAUCACCCUUACUGUCUUGGAGAAUUUCAGUGAAUUCCCAGUCUUCUGAAUUGACAGUGUAAUGGGAGACCAGUGCCUUUCUUUCUCCUCAUAGGAAUGAUGGAGAUCCUGAUGAAUCAGUAGUGCAAAAAAUGUUAGAUAUACUAUUCAGUAUCAGAAGUACUGAGUGACACUAUGGUGUCAGUCAAGGAAGGUUAAAGAUGUGGAGGAGCCUGGCUAAAUUGAACCAAGGUUGCUCCUGACCAAAUGCUGGGCAGAUGACACAUUUCAAUCUUGAAAUGGAGAGUUGAACCAAUGACUCGUACAGCCACUCAAAGAAUGAAGAACAGUCAAAUGAAGGUCACUCUCAACAUGUAUUUGGGGAUGGUCAGCAUCCACCGCUUACCCUUGAUACUAGUCAAAAGGAAGACCCUCAACACUAGUCAAGAGGGAGAUGUUUGACAUCUCCCUUUUCCUCCUCUCCCAUGGGCAUGAUUCAAGAAUAUCUGUUCCAAGUGGUUGGAAAAGUGGAGAUCAUUGAACUAAUGAGGUCACAGGGAUUGACCAGUAGGAUGGUAGAAGGUGAUGAGAGGAUAUUUUCCUCAUUAUAAAGGGUCAAGCAUACUUGUUGUCUCUGAUAUUUCAUUUGCUGCAAGCAAUGGAAUUGUUUGAAGAAGAGUUGACCUGUCCCAUCUGUUGCUGUCUAUUUGAAGACCCACGAGUUCUCCCUUGCUCACACAAUUUUUGCAAGCAAUGUUUAGAAGGCAUCUUGGAAGGAAGUGGGAGAGGUAUGCAAUGCAAAGUUCCUUUCAAAUGUCCAACCUGUCGCAAAGAAACCCCUGCCAUGGGAAUUGGCAAUUUGCAGGUGAAUUAUUCGUUGAGGGGAAUAAUAGAGAAGUACAACAGGAUUCGGGUCAUACCUAAAAUUCCGAUUUGCAGGAAGCAUAGUGGGCAGCCACUGAACAUCUUUUGCUCAACAGACCUUCAAUUAAUCUGUGGGUUUUGCGCUACCAUGGGAGAUCAUGAAGGACAUUCCUUCUGUGCCAUCAAGGAUGCCUACAGAGAGGAGAGAGAAGCAUUUGAUGGGCUUUUCCAAGGGCUAGAAACCUGGUGUUCUGCUGAUGUGCAGUCGUGUCUGGAGAAGUUAGAAAGCGACAAGAAAAAAUCCCUACAGUUAAUAAGCAAGGAUGCAAAAAAGGUGAUGGAAUAUUUUACCAAGUUGCAGCACACACUGGAGCAGAAGAAGAAUGAGGUUCUUUCAGAUUUUGAAACCAUGAAGCUGGUGGUGAUGCAGGCCUAUGAUCCAGAGAUAAAUAAAUUGAAGAUGAUCCUAGAAGAACAGAAAAGGGCUUUUGCUAUGGCAGAGACAUUUAAGGAUGUCACUGAUCCAGUCUUAUUUCUACAGCAGAUGCAAGAGUUUCGCAAUAAAAUUAAAGUCGUAAAGGAAACCCCAUUGCCUUCCUGCACAGAUGUUGAGGUGCAUCCUGUAAUGAAAAAUUUUAACACAAGCCGUUGGGAUAGGGUGAGACUGAAGGAUGUUGAUAAAGUUACUUUACCUACAGAAAAUUAUACCUUCAGAUUCAAAAACCCCACUAAAAAGUCGGGCAGAGUACUUGCAGUUUCUAUUAUCUGCCUCCUGCUUUUUAUCAUGGCAUUCUGUCAUUGUGAGGUAAUACUUGAGAGUGUUGAGGCUUUGAAAAGUCAUAUGACCACACUCACUGGCUUAUUGCGCUAUAGUGAGAUUGUGGGUAUACUUUCACUUGGGUGUCAAGGGUGUAAAAAUAUCAUCCACGAGCUGUGGCAGCACGUAGCAGAAUUUGUGCAAAUAUAAAAAGCUGUAAUGGGAGUGAAAGAUUAUUGCUGAAACUGUAACUGCAACAUCAACCAGCAUCGAACUGCAUCUGAGAUCUCUAGGACCAAAUAUCUGCGGCCUAACCUUUUCACUAACAGAAGGUACAAGAAAUUGUAAAGGAGUCAUGAUUAUUUUGGAUAUUUAGUACUUUAUGGGAUUUUUUUAGGUUCAGGAUUUAAAUUUAUGGCAGUCAUGAUUCAUGAUGUCAUCCAAUGGAUACAUUUUAGCUGUUUAAUGAUCUGCUACAUGACUGGGGACUGUUGUAAUUGAAUAGUAGCCACCCUCCUCAUUUUUAUUUUAUCUUGCAACAUGGUGAUAUGCAAAGUAUCUAAUGAAAUUAAAUGCGCUUUUAUGAUUAAUGAUGAGCAUUCUACUAAAUUGCCACCUGCAUUAUAUAAUCCAGAUGCACAUGAGUGCGCACAGUGAUGCAUAUCUGCUUCUGUAAAAAGUAUCAGUGCAGCUUUUCAUAAAGACUGCUUGUUUUAUCAAGAAUGAGUAUAUAUUCAUUUUUCCUGUGUAUUUUUAUGGAUGAAUACAGUGCUGUGCACAUAACUAGGAAUGUACUUCCGUAUUGUGUCAGUAAGCUACACAUAGACUACAACUGAUUCUGGAUGCUUGUGUUUAAUAAAUGUUUUAAUAAUUUACAACUGCCUAUUAAUUUAGAAAUUAAUUCAAAUAUUUGUAUAACUAAUAUUUGCAUAUGUAGCCAAUUAGAUUGAGACUACUGUUCUUAUUCAUAUGCAGCUUACGUUCUGUAAAUAAAACAGUGACUCAAGCAUAA
Carcharodon carcharias (great white shark) is the source of this 2991-nucleotide messenger RNA. RefSeq names its product tripartite motif containing 13 (gene trim13). Lineage: Eukaryota; Metazoa; Chordata; Chondrichthyes; Lamniformes; Lamnidae. Gene Ontology annotation, molecular function: zinc ion binding. Bases 1017 to 2189 code for a protein of 390 amino acids. The record is from RefSeq and is a predicted model, not a curated record. The transcript has 6 exons. Gene Ontology annotation, biological process: positive regulation of macroautophagy; innate immune response; positive regulation of canonical NF-kappaB signal transduction.